Strigops habroptila (Kakapo) is the source of this 1870-nucleotide messenger RNA. It is a transcript of the gene PRKCSH, whose product is annotated as protein kinase C substrate 80K-H. The transcript is spliced from 18 exons. The coding region runs from base 113 to 1690 and encodes 525 amino acids. Gene Ontology annotation, biological process: liver development; N-glycan processing. NCBI's taxonomy places the organism in Eukaryota, Metazoa, Chordata, Aves, Psittaciformes, Psittacidae. The record is from RefSeq and is a predicted model, not a curated record. Gene Ontology annotation, cellular component: glucosidase II complex. Gene Ontology annotation, molecular function: protein binding; calcium ion binding.
GCUUCCGCUUCCGGUGCGUGCAGCCGGGACGUGCGGCGCGGACGGACCCGCGGUGCCGUGCUCCAUAGGUGCCAUGUUCCAUAGGUGCCGUGCUCCAUAGGCACUCCCUGCCAUGUUGCUGCUGCUGCUGCUGCUGCUGCUGCUGCCACCGGUGGCUCCAGGCUCCGUGGAAGUGCUGCGGCCCCGCGGCGUGUCCCUGUCCAACCAUCACUUCUACGAGGCCUCGAAGCCCUUCACCUGCCUGGACGGUUCCGCCACCAUCGACUUUGCUUGGGUCAAUGACGACUAUUGCGACUGUCGUGACGGCUCCGAUGAGCCCGGCACCGCAGCGUGUCCCAACGGCCGCUUCCACUGCACCAACGCCGGGUUCCGUCCCCAGAACAUCCCCUCGGCCCACGUCAACGACGGCGUCUGCGAUUGCUGCGAUGCCACUGACGAGUACAGCAGCGGCGCCGCCUGCGACAACACAUGCAAGGAGCUGGGCCGGCGGGAGCGGGAGGCCCUGCAGCGCCGCGCGGAGCUGCUCCGCCGCGGCUUCCUGCUGCGCCAGCAGCUGCUGCAGGAGGCGGCCGCCGCGCGCCGCGACAAGCAGGGCCGCCUGGGGGCGCUGCAGGAGACGCGCCGGGGGCUGGAGCAGCGCGUGGGGACCCUGCGCGCGGCCAAGGAGGCGGCCGAGGGGCCCGAGCGCGCGGCCAAGGACGAGCAUCGGCGCCGCUGGGAGGCCGCCGCUGCAGCCGCCGCCGCAGCCCAAGAGGCCGCUCGGGCCGAGGAGGCCUUCGUGGCGCUGGACACGGACAGCGAUGGGCGGGUGACACUGGAGGAGCUCAGAGCCUGCUCCCGGCUGGACACCGAUGGGGAUGGAGCUGUCUCAGAGGACGAGGCCAAGGCACUAGUGGGGGACCUCGCACCAGUGGAUGCUGCCACAUUCCGGGACCGGCUCUGGGACACCAUCAAGCACCACUACAAGACCCAGGGCCAAGCGUCGUCCUCCCUCGUCCCUGAGCCCCCCUCGUCCUCCCCUGAGCCCCCCUUGGACGAGACCCCCCCGGAGGAAGAGGAAGAGGAGGAAGCAGAGGAGGAAGAGGAAGAGGAAGAUGAUGGCAGCGAAGGCCCUGAGGAGGAGCUGAAGGUGCCCCCCCCCCAGCACCCCGAGGAGAAGGGGGCUGAGGAGCCCCCCCCGAGCCCCCCCUUCGAUGCUGCCACUCAGGCCCUGAUUGAUGCUGCCCAACGGGCCCGUGAGGAGCUGGAAGAGGCUGAGCGAGCGCUGAAGGAGACAGAAGAGUCCAUCAGGGCCCUGGAGCAGGAGCUGGCCUUUGACUUCGGCCCCCAGGGCGAGUUCUCCUACCUCUAUAACCAGUGCUACGAGCUGAGCACCAGCGAGUACAUCUAUCGCCUCUGUCCCUUCAAACGCGUGUCCCAGAAGCCCAAACACGGUGGCGCCGAGACCAACCUGGGGACAUGGGGCGCAUGGGCUGGCCCCGAGCACGAUCGCUUCAGCGCCAUGAAGUACGAGCACGGGACAGGCUGUUGGCAGGGCCCCAACCGGGCCACCACGGUGAAGCUCUCCUGUGGCACAGAGACCGCGGUGACGGCCACCACGGAGCCGAGCCGCUGCGAGUACCUGAUGGAGCUGGUGACCCCCGCGGCGUGUCGCACCCCCCCCUCGCACGAGGACCACGACGAGCUCUGACUGCGGCCCCUCAGGAGCCGCCUGGACCUGAACGCCCUGCGCUUCCCAAGGGAAGGGCCACAGGACACAAGGACACUGCGACUGAGCCGGGGGGGGGGGGGUCCCUGGUGGGGGGGGGUAUGGGGAGGGGGGGUCACUCUCCACCAGCAGCAGUACAAAUAAACCCAGGUUUAAAGCCAC